AUGCCUCCCACAGAUCUGACUAGCCCUUCGACGAUGCUUCUUUCACAUCUUCAGCUCGAUCUCAAUACCCUAUUAGCUAGAGAUGCAAUCGACGAUGGAUUCCCAAAUCCUAGGGGAAAAAACCUUGCGAAUUUGGCGAUUGCCUUUGCUUGUCUAAGUCUCUUUUUUGUCAGCGCGAGGUUAGGGACGAGAGUGUUUAUGCAGAAGUUGGAGAUAGAUGAUUGGUUCAUUGUGCCGGCAUUGCUAAUGGCACUUGCCAUGGCAGUGACGUUCAAUAUGGAAGCCAAAAAUGGUUUCGGUCUGCACACCUCGUGGUUCUUUGCUGCUCAACUUUUGUACAAAAUCGCUUCAUGCUUCACGAAAAUCAUCAUUGUAUACAGCAUUGCAGCAGUCAGUGCCACCAUUUGGUCAUGCAAUCCCAUCGAAAAAUCGUGGAAUAAAGCUCUUCCUGGUUCGUGUAUACAAAUUGGAAAAGUUUGGUAUAGCACAUCUGUAAUGGCGAUAGUAACUGAUUUGAUAAUUAUUGUCUUACCAAUUUAUCAAAUUCGACGACUUCAACUUCCGUUAAGUCAAAAGUUUGGAUUGGUGUUAAUGUUUAGUCUUGGAUUUUUUGUCAUUGCAUGCACCGUCGUUCGAAUGGCCACAGUCGGACCAGCCAUUACUGCGACGGACACAAUGUAUUAUCAAGCGACGUCAAACUCAUGGACCUUUCUCGAAGUCAAUGUUUCCAUAAUUUGCGCUUCUUUACCAAUCUUAAAAGCUCCCAUAAUAAAGUUUUGUCCCUGGUUGAUGCGCAACAAAACGACAACGUCAGCAUAUGGUGUGAACUUCUCGAAAGAUAAUUAUGGAACCAAGAACGCACUCCCAAGUCAUGAUGGUAGUGUAAGGGGCAGUAGGAUCAAGAGUAUCACUGGGAAGACGACAACGAAUACGCCUAGGGAUAGUGACGAAGAGUUUAUCUUGGAGGAGAUGGGAAAGGGGGUGAGAAAAACGACAGAGUUUAAUGUUAGCUAUGAGGCGACGAGUAUUAAAAAUGUCGGUGGUAGGACGAGUGUAUUGAAAACUUAA
Botrytis sinoallii is the source of this 1068-nucleotide messenger RNA. RefSeq lists its product as uncharacterized. Bases 1 to 1068 code for a protein of 355 amino acids. NCBI's taxonomy places the organism in Eukaryota, Fungi, Ascomycota, Leotiomycetes, Helotiales, Sclerotiniaceae. The transcript is spliced from 6 exons. The record is from RefSeq and is a predicted model, not a curated record.